Populus trichocarpa (black cottonwood) is the source of this 1789-nucleotide messenger RNA. Its product is annotated as glucan endo-1,3-beta-glucosidase 7. Lineage: Eukaryota; Viridiplantae; Streptophyta; Magnoliopsida; Malpighiales; Salicaceae. Gene Ontology annotation, biological process: carbohydrate metabolic process. Gene Ontology annotation, cellular component: plasma membrane. The record is from RefSeq and is a predicted model, not a curated record. The coding region runs from base 126 to 1496 and encodes 456 amino acids. Gene Ontology annotation, molecular function: hydrolase activity, hydrolyzing O-glycosyl compounds. The transcript is spliced from 6 exons.
UUCACACACACACACACGCAACAGAAUCGAAACUGCUCCGCUUCUUAUUUAAAACGUUGCAAAAACCAUUGAACUCCAUCCUUCACCCCUCCCCUCCCAUUUCUUUGUCCCUUCCCAUACCAAACAUGGCGUUUUCAAUCCUCAUUUUUCUCUAUCUCCUUCAAUCUUUCAACCUUGCAAGCUCAGAGUCUUUUAUCGGGGUCAAUUAUGGUCAAGUUGCUGAUAACUUGCCAUCACCAUCUGCCACAGCGAAGCUCCUACAAUCAACUGCUGUACAGAAAGUUAGGCUCUAUGGUGCUGAUCCGGCGAUCAUCAGAGCACUAGCCAAUACUGGAAUCGAGAUCGUUAUUGGUGCGGCAAAUGGAGAAAUCCCUGCUUUAGCUUCCGAUCCCAAUUCUGCAACUCAGUGGAUUAACUCGAAUGUCUUACCUUACUAUCCUGCUAGCAAGAUAAUUCUCAUCACUGUUGGUAACGAGGUAUUGUUAUCAAAUGAUCAAAACCUGAUAUCUCAGCUUUUACCGGCUAUGCAAAAUAUGCAAAAAGCACUUAGCUCUGCCUCGCUCGGUGGCAAGGUUAAGGUCUCCACCGUGCAUUCCAUGGCCAUACUGUCUCGGUCCGACCCGCCUUCUUCAGGUUUGUUUAACCCAGCUUAUCAAGACACUAUGAGAAGGUUAUUGCAGUUCCAGAAGGACAAUGGUUCGCCCCUUGCCGUUAAUCCGUACCCGUUUUUUGCUUACCAGAGCGACCCGAGACCGGAGACUUUAGCUUUUUGCUUGUUUCAACCCAACUCGGGACGAGUUGACUCGGGUAAUGGGAUCAAGUACAUGAACAUGUUUGAUGCCCAGGUUGAUGCCGUAAGGUCUGCCUUAAAUGCUAUGGGAUUUAUUGACGUAGAGAUUGUGGUUGCUGAGACUGGGUGGCCUUACAAGGGUGACAGCAAUGAGGUUGGACCAGGCAUCGAGAAUGCAAGAGCUUAUAAUGGCAAUUUGGUUGCUCACCUCAGAUCAAUGGUUGGAACUCCACUAAUGCCUGGAAAAUCUGUAGAUACAUAUAUCUUCGCCCUUUAUGAUGAGGAUUUGAAAUCUGGUCCAGCUUCUGAACGAUCAUUUGGCCUUUUCAAACCCGACCUUUCGAUGACAUAUGAUAUUGGUCUUUCAAAGAGUAGCUUGCCUCCAUCUACACCAAAAACUCCAGUGACUCCGUCACCGAAGCCAACAAAAGCAGAUUGGUGUGUGCCGAAAGCUGGUGUUUCCGAUGCUCAAUUGCAGGCAAGUCUUGAUUAUGCCUGUGGACAAGGCAUAGAUUGCGGUCCCAUUCAACCAGGAGGUGCCUGUUUCGAACCAAAUACUGUUGCAUCCCACGCUUCUUAUGCCAUGAAUCUAUACUACCAGAAGUCUGCAAAGAAUCCAUGGAACUGCGAUUUCUCAGAAACAGCUACACUCACAUUCAAAAAUCCUAGUUACAAUGGCUGCACCUACCCUGGUGGGAGUGCCUGAAGAUCAGGAGGAGGUUCAUUUGGGUAUCAAAUAAAGAAGUUGAGUUGUUUUUAUAUCUGCAAUUGUAAAUGCUUUCUCCUUUAAUAGGGCAGCAUUGAUCCCUCUCUUUCGCUCUCUCUCUCUGUUCUCAUAUGAUCUAAUACUGUUUAGGUAGCAGGAAGUAUGUCUAGGACUGCAAUUAUGUUUAGAGGAACUUUAUAAACUGUCACAUGGUUUCCGUACCAUUUUUCAAAUAUCCAACUAUGUAAUCCAUCAUCCGUGACUGUUAUAGAUCCUUUCUUCGUUUUCUUUCC